AUGGGCAUCAAAUUCAAUUCGCGAUACUGGCAAACUAAUCGAGGGAUCAUCAAGAUUCUCCAAAUCAUCAUCGGAUUGUUGAUAUCGGGAUCAUGGGGCUUGUAUCGUGGGCACGGCAACUACCAAACUAACACGGGAUAUUCAAUUAACUCCCUUUGCCUACUGAUCAACAUCGUCUUCUUUGUCCUCCAUUUGAUUAACAUAAAAAACUAUAAAUUGGAGCGUGUGUAUACGAUUAUUGGCAUGAUACUCUACAUCAUCAUCGCUGCGUUGAUCAUUUGGCACUGCUUUGACUAUCAUGAGAAAUAUGGUCUAGGUUGGGACCUUCCCUACGUGCAGUUCAUCUAUGUCGGGAUGGCGAUCCUCUACCUUUGGGAUUUCCAAAUCCUGAACGGCGAUGCAUCGGAC
Mesorhabditis spiculigera is the source of this 408-nucleotide messenger RNA. Lineage: Eukaryota; Metazoa; Nematoda; Chromadorea; Rhabditida; Rhabditidae. The record is from the annotation of a GenBank genome assembly.